Molecule: messenger RNA, 2596 nt
Organism: Labrus mixtus (cuckoo wrasse)
Lineage: Eukaryota; Metazoa; Chordata; Actinopteri; Labriformes; Labridae
Gene: rassf11
Product: Ras association domain family member 11
Exons: 3
Coding region: 16-1539 (507 amino acids)
Source: RefSeq, a predicted model, not a curated record
UUUUCCAGUGGUUAAAUGCCUUCAGGAAUUUUAAUUGGUCUUAAUUGCUCAAGCGUUCCUCCCAACAAGAUUGUUCUUCCUUCAGAGCAGAGAGGUCUGAGCAUCUGUACAGGCACGACUCAAAGAGUGGGUGCAAUGGAAGUCAAGGUGUCUGUGGAAGGUAUUCAACGUGUUGUCUGUGGCAUUACAGAGGAAACAACAUGCCAAGAUGUUGUUGUAGUGUUGGCUCAAGCCCUGGGCCAACCUGGACGUUACACAUUAAGGGAGAAAUUCAAAGACUUCGAGCGCUGCAUGACGCCCAGCGAACGCCUUCUGGAGACUCUUCGGAAGUAUGGUGAGCAAGCCAAGGAGGUGCAACUCACACUGCUCCACAAUGGACCCUCAGUCUGUGAUGAAAUGAGCAGGACAAAAGUUGGCAGAUACCAGCCCUGCCCGCCGCUGAGACGAAAGGAUGCCGGCCCCAGGAUCCGACGGGGCAGCAGUUCGCUUAGUUUGCAUCGUCAAAGCUUGCCGCCGUUGCCCUGUUCAAGACAGGAGGCGGAUCAGCAAAGAGAGGAAGUGAAAAGGCCAAAAAGAAAGUCUCUGACGAUCAUGGAGGAGGCCUGGGAAUGGUUGGAGAGUCUUGGGAAAGGCAAGGUCUACAGCACUGCUGGUGAGAAGGAAAGCAGCAGGAAUCGUUCCUCUUUGAAUGUCUCUCUCACGGUUGACAAAGAGAACUCAAGUCGAAGUAGUAAAAGCAAAAUAAGAGGUCAGAAAAGUUUAAAUUCAGACUUGGAUCAUCAAACAUCCUGCUGCAUGGGAAGUCAGACGAGGGGUAAAGAAAGCAAACACUCCAGGAAAACUCAAGACGUAAGAUCAGACGACAAGUUCAUCUCUAGAUGUUCUACAGGUGAAGAUGAAAAAACAAGUCUGAGAGAAACCAUCAUAUGUCAACUCGCUUAUCUGCAGGACUUGCAGGUCCAGAUAGCGCACGUAGACAAGCGGAUUCUUGAGCUUGAAGAAAUGCAAAAGGCCAAACAAGCUGAACAGGAGGCAGAGCAGAGACUGGUCGAAGAGGAAAUUGAGCAGAUCCAGUUUUGGGAGAAUGAACUAAAGGCAGAGGAAGGUUUCGAGAAAGAUUUGCAAUGUCAGUUUCUUGAGAUGAAGGCAAAGGCUGUGGAGUGUAAAGCCAAGCUGGAGGAGUACAAGGGAAGGAUGCAAGGACUUGAUUUUUUUACUCAAAACACUGUUGAAGAGGAUUCAGGGGCAGUGUCAGACGCCCCAGAUGAGAGUUCAGCUCUUCAAACUAAGGACCUUAAUCAGAAACAAUCUGACCUUGAAGUAUACACUAACAGGAAGUUCCUGCCCAGAGAAGACUCAAACCCACCUCACGCUCUAGUUGCUACCAGCCAGACAAAAGAGCGACGGCCCACAGGACCCACCGAGCUGAGGGAAUGGUGGACACGCUGGUCUGAAGCCCAAAGCUCUCAAGCACAGAGUAAAAAAAAGGUGAUUCACCGCUCUGAGCUUACGAUUUAUCUGGGCAGUACCAAGGUUUAGAAUCGAAAACCAAACAUCAGAAAUACACAGACCAUAGAUAUUAUGACGCCGCAUUUUGAACCAGCUUUAGGAUUGUUUUAAAAUCCAAAACUGGGUUUGUAAUUCUCACUCAAUUCCAGUAUUUCCUACAACCUUCCCUUGUUUAUUCUGUUAAGGGAGCCCCCUACUGGUAAACAUGGGGCAGUGAUAGCAGCAGUGAGUCUGUGGUUGUAAAAUGUUUGUACCAGCACAUCAGAAAAAAAUAUGUAUCUAGAGAAGACAGAUUAUUUAAAAAAGUUAGAAUACCUCUUUUUAUUUAACCUGUUUAAAGACAUGUUUAAUCAACAGAAGCUAAACAAACUUAGAUUUAACAUUUUUAGUUAAAAACCAAAUGAUUUGUGCAGAUAGGACUACUUGCCAAAUAGUAUGCAACCCAAACAAUACUAGUAUUGAAUAUAUUGUACAUGAUACUCCUUUAUUAAAGGGAAGGGAGUAAACUGAAGAAAGCUUUCCAUAAAGUUUAAUUUAGAUUAGGACUGAGCUUCCUGAACUUCUCAGUACAAGUAACGAACCAGAUUUCCGAACAAUAUGACAGAAAAUAGUUCCUGAAUGUCAGAGUGCAUGCAGUAAUAAGUCAAGUGAUUGGGGACAUUGAAGUUAAUGCUACAACUGAUUAUUAGACCUUUAAAGUUGUUUGGCCAGAUUUCUGAAAAAGUUGGCAUGUUGUGUAAAAUGUAAAUAAACCAGAAUAUAUUUUAAAAACAUUUGAUCCCUGUAUUUCUUAUCACAAAAUAGCAAAGACAACCAGUCAGAUGCUGAAAUGAAAUAUUUUCAUUGUUUUGGUGAAGUAUUUUGAAUUGUAUGACAAUGUUUUGAUACCAUUUUAUAAAGCUAUUGAGGAAAUGGGGUUCAUUUAUUGACAUGGAGCUCUAACGAAUGCAUCUUAGGGCUUUGCAAUUAAUUGCAAUUUCAUAGUUAUCCCAAUAUGAGCAGACACAGUAAACAUUGCAGAAGUCUGAAUUUAUCGAGAAACGUUAUUUGUUGUUAACAAGCAUAUAUUGUAAAUAUCUGAUGGAAA